Prunus dulcis (almond) is the source of this 2332-nucleotide messenger RNA. Its product is annotated as pentatricopeptide repeat-containing protein At5g41170, mitochondrial-like. Gene Ontology annotation, molecular function: protein binding. Lineage: Eukaryota; Viridiplantae; Streptophyta; Magnoliopsida; Rosales; Rosaceae. Bases 738 to 2309 code for a protein of 523 amino acids. The transcript has a single exon. The record is from RefSeq and is a predicted model, not a curated record.
GGCAAUGGGCCAAGCAGAAGUGAAUAAGCAAGUGAUCUUGAGGACGUUUGGGGAUGACAAAAGCUCUCUGCUUGACCAUUUUGAGAGGCUCUCUGUUGAGUUGCAGCUGAACCAAGCCAUGCUGAGGCGGAGUCUCUCUGAGCCAACCCAAAUUCGGUCCCAGCAACCUCUUAUAAUCUGUCAGGCUCCAUCAGAAUCAGAACCACCACCACCACCACCUUUGGUUACCAAGAAAAGGCGUGGCUCAGGCUUAAGCAAGGUUCUAAAGAAGAUGAUCAAGCCCAUUCUAAGCAGAAUGAGUGCAAAAAAGAAGGAAAUCCCAGAUGCAAAAGACCCCAGGUUUUGGAAGACAUUUAGUAGAUCCAUGCGCCUUUGAAGUAUGCACAACAUUUGAGAAAUAGUCAGUAAUAUUUAUUUACUUUUGUUUCGUUCUAUGUUUUUAAUUCCUUUUGUAAGUGCUUGUAUGCACAUUUUACAGAUCAUGAAUACACCCUCCCUACACAAAAUGGACAGUGUCAAUUCGCACUGAACACGAACACAAUCCAAUCUAACGACUUCCCUAUUUGAGAACGGUGACAAAUCCCAAAAUGAAAAUUUGAAAGCUGUAGGCUGAUGUCGUUAAAGUGCCUGCCUUGCCCCCAACAUACGACACUGUAUUUGUUAUCGUUUUACCCAAAAUCUAAUCAAAGAUUUUUUUUUUCUCUGUACCAAGCUGGAUAGAACUCCACAGAUUAUCCAUGGACCUCUCCCUGAUGCCUUCUUCAUAUCCUACACCCUUCACACUUGUUCAGUCUCCCUCUCCAUCUCCAUCUCCUUUAUGUAGAACUCACAACAAAAGAACCCAACAUGGUAAGCUACUUGUCUUUGCAGCACGUUCGUGCUCUGCUACAAAUCCCACUGGAACCACACCAUUGAAUGUUGUCAAUCUUGCUGACAAAACCCACCAGUCAUACCCAAAAGAUUAUGGCUUGCAGUCCAGUGUCGAAGAACCAAAGCUAGAUUUUGAUAGCAUAGCUAGUAGAUUGCAGGUACAGAGAUUUAUUGAUAGAAUUAAAGCUUUGCCCUUUAGAGAGACGAGUGUAAUUCUUGGUAUCUUUGAACAUGAUGGUUGCUUUCAGACCGUAUCUGAAUUUAAUGCUCUGCUUAUGGCUUUAGUCAUAGCAAAAGAGCCUGACAUUGCUUUGAGCCUGUUUAAUGAAGUAUCAGCUUACAGGUUAGUGCCAGAUUCUUUGACAUUUUCCAUCAUGAUAAGGUGUUACUGCGAGAAAAAUGAUCUGGAUGAAGCCAAAAGGGUUUUAGUCCCUAUGGUUGAAAAUGGGUUUUACCCUAAUGCUGCAACAAUCACUGUUCUGAUAAAUUCAUUGUGCAAAAGAGGUAGGUUGCAGAGAGCUUUGGAGGUUUUGGAGGUCAUGGGUAGAAUUGGGUGCAAGCCAACUGUUCAGAUAUACAAUUGCUUGUUGAAGGGGUUGUGCUAUGUUGGGAGGGUGGAGGAUGCAUAUGAAAUGUUGAUGAGAAUCAAGAAAGAUGCCAUAAAACCUGACAUUUACACAUUCACAGCUGUUAUGGAUGGUUUUUGUAAAGUGGGUCGCUCAGAUGAGGCAAUGGAAUUGCUUGAUGAAGCUGUGGAAAUGGGGUUGACACCAGAUGUGGUCACUUUCAACACUCUGUUUAAUGGGUAUUGCAAGGAAGGCAGGCCAAUGGAGGGACUUAAUGUGUUAAAGCAGAUGAAAGAGAGAAACUGCAACCCUGAUUGUAUUACUUACAGCACUUUGUUGCAUGGAUUGUUAAAAUGGGGUAAAACUCGUAAUGCUCUUAAGGUUUAUAAGGAGAUGGUUGAAAAUGGGUUUGAAGUAGAUGGGAGAUUGAUGAACAAUCUUGUUAGAGGGUUAUGUAGGAGAUCGAGGAAGGAAAAAGACCUCUUCGAAGAUGCACAUGAAGUGUUUGAGAAAAUGCAGAACGGGAUUUUGGGCAUAGACGCUAGUACAUAUGGCUUGAUGAUCCAAACUCUUUGCAUGGAAAAGAAGAUGGAUGCAGCUGUGGUCUGUUUGCAGCAGAUGAUUGGAAUGGGCUAUUCACCAUGGAUUAUCACCUUUAACAAUGUAAUUAAAACCCUUUGUGUUGAGGGAAAGGUGACUGAGGCACUGUUAGUAUUAAACAUCAUGUAUGAAGGUGGUAGAGGAACCAAUGGAAUAUCUUAUAAACCUUUGAUUCAUGGAUUGAAUCGGCGGGGGAGUUUCCUUGGCGCUUGUAGUGUAUAUGGCGCGGCAUUGAAGAGAGGUGUAAUUCCUAAUACAAAACCUCAACAAUGACAAAAAAAAUUGCUCAUCCUCAG